AAUAAUAAUAACAAUAAUUUACCCUGGAUUCAGAAUCAUUGGUGUUUUAAUUGGAAUUUAGGGUUCUGAGAAUUGAAUAAAAUUGGGUGUUUUUCUUUGCACAAUUUUGAAAAUUUGGAAUUAGGGGUUCUGUGUUUGUUUUGACGCUGUGGAUUAUUCUUAUGUAAAAUUUUCAAUUAGGGGUUUGAGGGUGUUCUUUGUUGCAGAUUAUCAUAAGGGUUGUGAUUUACAGCUGAGCGUUUUGGUGUUUCAAGGAAGGAUUCAAGAGUUUAAAAUGUUUCCAAUUGGUUUUCUUCAAUUCUUCAUCUCUUGCUCUGUGACGAUUCUAAUAGGUGUUUGAGGCAGGGGGUCAUCGACUAAAGAAUUGGGUUAGUGUUUUUGUAUUUGUUCUCUUCAAUUUUCAUCUCUGAGAAUCAGUAGUUGAAAUUGUUUUAGGGAAUUUGUUAAAGGAGAGGUUUUUGGUGUUUGAAGGAUGUGUUACACUGUUUGAAGUUUUCAAUAUUGUUUUUUUUCAAUUCUUCAUCUCUUGCUCAGUGAAGAUUCUAACAGAGAUUGGAGUGUAUGUCAGAUUAUUGAACCAGGUGUUUGUGCAGUUGUGUUUAAUAAGUUCCCAUUCUUUGUGAAGGUUGAAUUAAUGUUUUUUUUGUAUGGUACUUUGAGCUUUCAUUGGUUUUGAAACCUUGAUUUCCCAUACAUUAAACUCUAAUUCUUAUUCUUCCCCUGUCUGAGAUCUUGUCUUGGAGAACAUGCCUAGAACAACACGAUCUUCCGGCUCAUCAAAUCUUCGGAAUCACCAUUUUCAUAGCACAGAUUCAACUCCCGAGAUCACAGAUUUACCUCUUGGUUCUCCCCCUCCUUCUCAACCCUUAUCUGUUUCACAACGGUACAAGUUCCAUUUAUCGUUUAAGAACUUUGAUGACUGCACUGGUGGUAUAGGGGGUAGGGAAUAUGCUAAGAGUGCUAUCUUUAAACACUUAAAAGAUAGACACUUUCCUGAUGAAGCUAGCAGUGAGGUUUGUCGAGAGCGAAUUAAGAAUAAUGUUAACUGCUUUGUUACUUGGGAAAGGGUUUUGAAUGAUAUGCAGGGUUGGUUAUGCAUUAAAUGCUUACGUAUACAUGCAUGGAGAAUGACUUGCAGGUCACAGAUUCAUCCUGCAGAAGACAUUGCUGGUCCUUUCAAUGGUUUAAGCGCAGAUUUCCUCAUUCAUGGAGCUGAGAAACCACAAGUUGAGUCCCCUGUCACAGUUGAUACUACUGAGACUAAUACUCCUGUGGUGGACGAUGUUGCUGCUGGUCUCACCGUGGAAUUGCUUAACAAUAUGCUGCGUAAACAGAUCACAACUACUGUAAGUAUCCCACCGCCUAGCAGGCUGCAUUUCUCGCGAGCCUUGAAGUCUGCUCUUGAUUAUGUGCUUGCAAGCCCUAAGAAUCUUGCUGCUUGGAUACAAUUGUUGUUACUGCCUACUUGCACCUUGAAUUCGUACGAACCAAAAAGCUCCAGGGAAGAACGAUCUGGCAACAAGAGAAAGUUACAGAUAGAUGCAAUAAAUAGGGAUUUUAUGUGCUGGAAAGAGCCUUCUGGUUGCUUUAAUUUGGCUUAGCAACUGCUCGGCCUACCUAAGAGAGCUCCUAGAAAACAACAACCUGGUAAGAAAAAGAAAAAUACUAAGUUGUCAGCUUGCAGGAGGAAACUAAGUAACGGCCACUAUACUGCAGCCAUCUGUAUCCUUUCCUACAAUGGUUUAGCUCCACCAACUCCGGAUACGCUAUUUGGACUCCAACAAAAACACCCAUUUGCUCGGCCUCCUAUCAUACCAGCAGAAGAUUUUACUGCUCCUGCUUUAUCUGUUGAUGCAAAGGAUGUUCUUACGGCCGUUAAGGGUACUUCCUGUGGGAGAAACGAACUUAGGUCUCAACACUUGUUGGAUGCCAUGAGUGGAGCUGGCGCAACCGUUGCUGAUGAAUUGCUUCAAUUUAUCACCGGUGUGGUGAAUCUUUGGCUUGCUGGGAAUUGCCCUCCCAUCCUUCGUGACCUUGUAGCCAGUGCUCCCUUAACCCCAUUACUCAAACCUGAUGGAGGGUUGCGGCCUAUAGCAGUAGGGACUAUUUGGAGGAGACUGUGUUCAAAAUUAGCAGCCACCUCGGUUUGUAAAGCUAUGAAUUCAUAUCUGGGAAAAUAACAAUAUGGUGUUGGUAUUCCGUGCGGUGGUGAACCUAUUCUGCACUCUGCUAAUAGAUUGCUGGAGCUACAAGGUGAUGAUUCUUCCAAGACCAUGUUGCUCAUAGAUUUUUCCAACGUCUUCAAUCUCGUUGACAGGUCCAGCAUCAUUAAAGAGGCGUGCAGCAGGGUGACCCCCUCGGUUCCCUUCUUUUUGCACUAGCCAUUCAUCCUCUUGUCGUGUACUUUGGAUCUUCAUGCGUGGUACCUAGAUGAUGGCACCAUAUUUUGGGACUACGGAAGUAUCUAAAUCUUUGAAGAUUAUACAAGACGAUGGCCCUAGUUAUGGUUUGCACCUGAAUAUAUCGAAGACCAAAAUUUUCUGUCCUUCUUAUGACCCAAGAAGAGACAACUGCGACGUUUUCUCUCCUAAUAUUGGUAAACCAGUGGAUGGGGUUAAGCUCCUUGGAGGACCAGUCAACUUGAGAUUUUUGCAGCAACAUGGUGUUGUCGAGGGUUGACAAAGCAGUGCAAUUAAUGGGCAAAAUCCAAGAACUAUAGGAUCCUCAAAGUGAGUUACUCCUUUUGCGUAACUGCACUGGGGUUACCAAGCUGUAUUUUACCUUCCAUACUACAAGUCCUAAAGCUAUUCAACCGUCUGUUGCUCUGUUUGAUAAACAUCUCUUGGAUUAUUUGCGCCGUUUGGUGGUUGGUGACAGUGUUGGCUUCGGUUUGGUCCAACAAAGACUGACCACACUUCCCAUUAAGGACGGUGGUCUGGGUGUGCUUACAAUGGUCGAUACACGUAUGUACUGUUACCUUGCAUCUCAUGCUCAAACUUAAC
Molecule: messenger RNA, 3002 nt
Organism: Papaver somniferum (opium poppy)
Lineage: Eukaryota; Viridiplantae; Streptophyta; Magnoliopsida; Ranunculales; Papaveraceae
Exons: 2
Coding region: 747-1601 (284 amino acids)
Source: RefSeq, a predicted model, not a curated record